AUGAAUGAAAAAAGAAGAAGACCAUCUGAAAUAACGAAAAUUGAAAAACACACUGAAAUAUUUGCUUCAAUGUGUCCAGAUGAAAUUUUAGAUUUUUAUAAUGAUUAUAACACACGUGAUUAUUAUACAACAUUGAUGCUGGGCGAUGUCUCAGGCUUUACAGAAUUAGCUGAAAAAUAUACAAAUUCUGGUGAAGGUGGUCCAUCAAAAUUAACUGAAACACUUAACAAUUAUAUUGGUCCAAUGAUUCAAGAAAUUUUAUCACAUCAUGGUGAUGUAUUAAAAUUUUCUGGUGAUGCAUUUAUUGUCAUGUGGAAACUACGAGAUGGUAUUGUGAUGCGUGAUUUAGCAACAGAUGCAAUGCAAACAGCUUGUGUUAUACAAAAACAUUUUGGAACAUAUGAAACUGAUGUUGGCGUAACACUACGAGUUAAACUUGCAAUAGCAUCUGGUAAAAUUUAUUUUACAUCAAUUGGUAAUCCUCAAACAAUAUCUCAUUAUAUUAUAACUGGUAAACCAGUAUGGGAUAUAAAAGCUGCUGAAGCAUUAUGCAAAGGUGGUGAUACUCUUGUUCUACCAAGUUGUUGGAAAUGGGCUGAUUUAAAUGAUUAUGUUUAUAAAAUUCUUCCUGAUGGUAUUCAUACGCUAAUUAUUGAUUCAAUAAUUUCAUGGGAUAAUCCAAAAGAACAAUACAGUGAUAUUGAUGCUGAUAGUUUACAAGAUACAACACCACCAAAAAUUUUAUCAUCAAUACUUGAAUCUAAACGUCAACAAGAUGGUAAUAAUUAUACUUAUGAAAUUGAUCAAUAUCAAUUUACUGUUGAUUACAGUCUUAGACCAAAAGUAAUACAAGUUGCAAAAAAACAUUUAAAAGAAGAUUUAAAAAGUUACAUGUUACGACCAGUUAUGAGAUCAGUUGAAUUAGAUGAACCUUUGGAACAUUUAACUGAAAUUCGUCAAGUUGUUAUUGUUUUUAUAAAUAUUGUAACAAAUAGUAUUGGAAAAAAAAGAAUGAUUGAUUUAAUUGAUUCUGCAUAUAAAUUAAUAUGUAGUAUUGUCAGUGGAAUGCAAGGAUGUGUUAAUAAAACAUCAUUAUUUGAUAAAGAUUUAAUGUUUCUUUGUAUAUUUGGUUUAAGAGGUGAUAAACAUGAUUUUGAAGCACAAAUUGGUCUUCGUUGUGCUGCAAAAUUACAAAGAGAAUUAAAUAAAUUAAAUAAUAUUAAAUCAAUAUCAAUUGGUGUUACAACUGGUAUGACAUAUUGUGGUGUUGUUGGACAUAUAUUAAGACGUGAAUAUACUGUUAUUGGAAUGGCUGUUAAUAAAGCAGCAAGACUUAUGAUUGCAUAUAAAAAUAAAGUUAUAUGUGAUAAAGAUACAUUUUUACAUUCAAGAUUUGAAGCAACACAUUUUACAUUACAAGAACAAAAAUAUUUAAAAGGAAUAACAAAUGUUGGACCUAUUUAUGAAUUUAUUGAAUAUACCAAAGGUGAACCAAGAAUUGGCAAGACAAGAUUAUUGGAUGAAAUAUCUUUACAAAUUCCAAAAGAGCUAGCUUGUAAUUACAUAAAUUUAGUCAGCAACUACACUGAUGUACCAUUUGCAUUGAUAUAUUUAAUAUUCAGUGCACCACUAGAUUUUACAACUAUUUCAACAUCAAAAAAUCGUGAAGAAAAACUCAAUUAUUAUCUUAAAGAUUCUUACAAUGAAAAAUUUUUUUGUGCUUUAAAUCCAGUAUUUAAUGUUAACUUUAAUAAUGAUCCUGAAUAUACACAAUUAUCAAAAAAUAUAAAAUACAAAAUUAAAAAACAAUUGAUUGUUUUACUUAUGCGUAAAUGCUUCAAGGAUCUUUGGAUAAUAAUUGUUGAUAACAUUGAUAAUUCCGAUAAAGAAUCAUUAAUAUUAAUUGAUGCAAUUGUUCAACAAGAUCAUGUAUAUUUUGUUUUAAGUUGUGGUAAAAAAUGUAUAUUUGAUAAUCAUAAUCAUUCAAAUAUUAUUAAAAAAUCAAAACUCAUUGAAUUAGUUGGUUUGGAUAAAUGGUUUCAUGCUGGUUUAAUAUGUCAAAUAUUAAAUGUCACAGCAAUACCAGCUGAAUUAGAAAAAGUUAUACAAGAAAAAAGUAUGGGUAAUCCAGGCUGGAUUGAAAGCUAUUUAAUAAGUUUAAUACAAAUUGGAGGAAUUGUAUUGAAACAAGUUAUGAAAAAUAAAUUAAAAGAAAUGGGACUUGUUGUACCAACAAUUAUAACAGACACUCAAGAAUUAAAAAAUUUAAUAUCUAAUGAUGAUUGUGAUGGUACAGAUGAACGUUCAGAUGGAUGGAAAAUGUAUAAAACUAGUUAUGGGGAAAGUACACCAACUUUAAAACAUAGUAAAAAAUCAUUGCCUUCAAUUGAUAGUAAUAUUUCGAAUGAUAAAAUAACAGUAUGCACAAUACCUCGUGGUUCAUCUCUAGAAGAAAUAAAUCCAGAAAUAGCAAUGGAUGUUAUUAUUAUUAAACUAUUUGAUUCACUAAGUCCAUUGGAUCAAUUUCUUUUAAAAUGUGCAGCUGUAUUGGGUGAAAUUGUUAAUCGAAAAAUGCUUGAAAAAUUAAUGGAAGGAACACCAACUCGUGAUAUUGCUCUAAGUGUUAGGAAUUUAUUUGAAAUGAGAAUAAUUGGCUGUGCUGCUGGUGAUUUUUCACAAAAUAAAGAUACAUUAACAAUUUAUCGUGGUGCUAAAACACUUAAUGGAGAAAUUAAAAUACGUUGUGCUUGUAUGGGAUUAGAAAUAUUAGAAAUUGUAUCUGAUUUACCAAAAUAUGCAUCUUGUGGAUUAUUGAUAUUUAAAGUUGAAACAUUUCGUGAAACAACUUAUAGAUUACUAACAGAGUAUCAAAAAAUAGAACUUCAUAGAACAGCUUUAAAAUAUUUAAAACGUAACACAAAAAGAUGUGAAUCAUGUGGUGGUGGAUCAUUUACAAUAUUACUUGGUAAAUUUAGCAAUGAAACACCAAGAACAACAAGAAUUUUCAAUGAAAAUGAUGAUACUAUUUUGUCUAAUCAAAUACCAAAUACAUUUUCAAAUAUUGAUUUUAAUAAUUGUCAUUGUAAUUUAAUUUUAAUAACUGCAUAUACACAAAUAUUGGAUCAUUGUUGGGGUAUUGAUCGUAAAGACAAAGCUCUAACAGCAAUAUUAGAAUUUGUAGAAAUUCUAUUAACAACAUCAAACAUACCAUUAGCAACAAAACUACUAAUUGAUGCUGAAAAAAUAUUAAAUCAAUUGUAUAAAACAGAUAUUGAAGAAUUAGUAACAUAUUUAUAUUUAAAAGGAAAAAUAAAAACACUUGAGGGUAAAUGUCAUCUUCAUUGUGGUCUUAUUGAUGAAUCAUUAGCACAAUUAACUGAAGCAAUACAAAUAUUAGGAUAUAAAUUUCCAAAAUACAAGACUGAUGAUGAUGAUGAUGCUGCCAAUUACAAUGAUCAAUUAGCAAAAAUAUUAAUUUUGAUGUUUGAUAUAUUUCAAAUUAAAAGAAUGACAAACCAUGCAAGAUUUGCAGCAGUUUGGGCAUUAAAUGCAGCUUUAAAAUCUUGUAAAGAUUUUUCAACACUUUGUUAUGCAUAUGGUAAUAUGAUAACAAGUGCACACAACAAUCAAUAUCAUGAUAUCAUAAGACAUCUUGAAAAAGAUGGUUUAAAAUUAUGUAAUAAAAAAAAAAAUGAUAUAAUUGAAUUACAUGAAACAAAAGCAAUUGUACAUUUAUAUAAAAAUAUAUUUUUUUCACGUUUUUUACGUGGUAAUAUUGAGGAUGCAUAUUCAAUUGGUUUAAUAUCACGUAAAUUAUCAUCUAAUGUUAAAUCAAUAACACAAGAAAUUAUUAUAUUAGCACGAAUAAUACAAUUAUUAAUUAUUAAAUGUCAAUAUUCAAAAGUCAUUGAAUUACUUAAAGAAUUACGCUCACUUGCUGAUGUUGAUAUUGAUAAAUCUGGACGUACUUGGUAUUAUGCAUUUUGUAUUGAUUUACAACUUGAAGCAGGUAUAACAAUAUUAUCAUUUGAAAAAUGUGAACAGUAUUAUCUUGAAGAAGGUAAUACGAUGAUUGAUCUAUUAGAUCCAGAAGCAGAAAAACGUUAUUUUACAUCAAUGUGGCUUUGGUGUAUCAGAAUGAAUAAAUGGGAUGCAGCAACAAUUUGGAAAAAUCGCAAAACAAGUAUAACUUAUCCAGUUAAUGAUUUAACAGUUGCUGCUUCAAUAACUGUUUUAAAAAAUCUUGAAGGACAUAUUAUAUACUAUGUGUGUCGUGUUUAUAAUCAAUUUAAAAAAAAACCAAUGAAAAGUAUACUUGAUGUUAUUCAACAAGAUUUUAAAUUAAUUAAUAAAAGAAAACAUAUUUUAAAAAUUACACUUGCUAGGUUUGUUAAUAUUUAUUCUUUGAUCAAUUAA
This is a messenger RNA of Aphidius gifuensis, 4416 nucleotides long. Its product is annotated as adenylate cyclase type 10-like. The transcript is spliced from 23 exons. Gene Ontology annotation, cellular component: cytoplasm. Bases 1 to 4416 code for a protein of 1471 amino acids. The record is from RefSeq and is a predicted model, not a curated record. NCBI's taxonomy places the organism in Eukaryota, Metazoa, Arthropoda, Insecta, Hymenoptera, Braconidae. Gene Ontology annotation, molecular function: adenylate cyclase activity. Gene Ontology annotation, biological process: cyclic nucleotide biosynthetic process; intracellular signal transduction.